AUGGGUUCUAAUCAAAAGAAGGACAAGUUGUGGGAACGAAUUUCUGCUUUAUUUCAUGAAAGGAUUUCCAAUAUUUGUAAUGCUCAAAGGACUCCAAAGUCUCUUUCAUGCCGAAUGCAAUUAAUUAUGAAGGCCAUCAGUAAAUUUCGAGGAUGUAUUCGACAAGUCGAGCGCUUAAAUCCAAGCGGUGCUUCUGAGCUUGACAUUAUUAAACAUGCUAGGAUAAUAUUUGCAGAAGAUCCAGAAGAGAGAAAGGGGUUUCUAUUUAAUCAUGUUUGGUCAAUUUUAAAAGAUGCAGAGAAAUGGGCAAAUAUAAGUGUCAGAUCGCCUGCAACUUCCAAAACUUCAAAGUCCCGCUCAUCUCAGGGAUCAGAUUCAGGUUCUCCUGUCGUCGACUUAAAUGACGAUAAUGAGGAAUAUACUCAUAAUGACGAAGAUAUGAUAACAAGUCGACCGACAAGAAGGAAGAAAGAGAAAAUGAGGAGGCGACAAUCAACUAAAUCCAACCUCGACUUGGAAACUCUCAAUAAAAGCAAUCAAGAAAUUGUCGAUAUUUUAAAAAAAAGUCAUGGAGAACGAGAAAAUGAUAGAAUAACAAUGCACCAGAUUAUGAUGUUAAGGGCCGAAAACGAAAAGAAAAAAUUAGAUAUUCAAAGGGAACGCCAGGAAAGUAAGAUUAUGUUGAUUAAUCUUGAUACUAUUACUGAUCCUUCGGAACGCGAGUAUUUUCGAAUUAAAAAACAAGAGAUUUUAAAUAGAAACACAACCGGAGGUUCUUCAUCUGAUAUUCCUAAUCCUGAAUAUAGUUAUGCAGGAAGUCAAUACGGAAUACCUGACUACAGAAGCGGUGGAUAUGGAGGAAAUGGCCUGCCCGAUUUUUAG
Asparagus officinalis (garden asparagus) is the source of this 882-nucleotide messenger RNA. Its product is annotated as glutathione S-transferase T3-like. The transcript has 2 exons. Bases 1 to 882 code for a protein of 293 amino acids. NCBI's taxonomy places the organism in Eukaryota, Viridiplantae, Streptophyta, Magnoliopsida, Asparagales, Asparagaceae. The record is from RefSeq and is a predicted model, not a curated record.